This is a messenger RNA of Condylostylus longicornis, 3443 nucleotides long. Its product is annotated as endoplasmic reticulum metallopeptidase 1-like. Bases 229 to 2865 code for a protein of 878 amino acids. The record is from RefSeq and is a predicted model, not a curated record. Gene Ontology annotation, molecular function: metalloexopeptidase activity. Lineage: Eukaryota; Metazoa; Arthropoda; Insecta; Diptera; Dolichopodidae. The transcript has 14 exons. Gene Ontology annotation, biological process: proteolysis.
GUGCCAAACGUCAUAUUCAUAUAAAAAAAGAAAAAUAUUCUAGUUCGCAAAUAAUAAAUAUUAUUUUUAUCAAUAUUAUUUAACAAUGUACUUCAUUUAAACACAUAAUCAAAAUUAUGCUGAAAUAAUCCAAAUAAAAGAGUAAGAAAAAAAUAUAUUUUUAUCUGUUACAAAUACUCCAAGUCUUACUUAUGUUUGCCUAUCGAUUUAUGUUUUUAUAAAAUUAAAAUGAAAACCGCUGACCGAGUAUAUAAGGAUCGUGGUAGUAGAUCAUCAGUGUUUCAUAUUGGAUACGGUAAAAAAAAUGUACAUAACAUUUCUGAGAUCUAUGGGAUAAUUACUUUAAUUGUCGUAAUUCUCUUGGGUAUUCUAACGAGAUGGAAUUAUAAAGAUAAUUUGCCAAAAGCUCUCAGCCAUACUGAUCUUAUGCACAAAUCAGCUACUUUUUUAGGUGAUAGAGCAUGGAGAGAUCUUAGAAUUUUGACUUCAUUUGGAACGAGGCCCACUGGAUCUUAUGCAAAUGAAAUAUUAACAGUUGAUUUUCUAAAAAGAGAAUUUGGUUUCAUAUCACAAAAUGCUCACAAAAAUCAGAAACUUGAUAUAGAUGUUCAGGUUGUUAGUGGUUCUUACUACAUUCCUUUUAAACCGCACGGUAUGACAAAUGUUUAUCGCAACGUUCAAAAUGUUAUUAUGAAAAUUAAUGGGCAGACAAAUCAUACUCUAAUGUUAAAUUGUCAUUUUGAUACUGUUGCUGGAAGCACAGGUGCAGGCGAUGAUGGUGCAAUGUGCUGUGUUAUGUUAGAAAUUUUACGUGUAUUAUCGAGACAACCCAAAAUUAAUAAGCAUAAUAUAUUAUUUUUAUUCAACGGAGCUGAAGAGACACCAUUACAGGCUUCCCAUGGCUUUAUCACUCAACAUAAAUGGGCUAAAAACGUUAAAGCGUUUAUAAAUUUGGAAUCUGUUGGAUCAGGAGGAAAAGAGCUACUAUUCCAAUCAGGUCCGAAUCAUCCAUGGCUAAUUAAAAUGUAUGCUAGGGCGGCGGCACACCCUAACGCACAAGCAGCUGCUGAAGAAAUUUUUCAAUCCGGUUUAAUUCCUUCAGAUACUGACUUUAGAAUAUUUAGAGAUUUUGGCAACAUUCCAGGGUUGGAUUUCGCACACGCUGUGAAUGGAUAUAGAUAUCAUACUAAAUUUGAUCAUAUAGAUUUUAUUUCCAAAAAUGUGAUACAAAAUACUGGAGACAACAUUUUGGAAUUAACCAAAAUAAUAGCGAACUCGAAGGAAUUAGGAGAAACAUAUAUGCAUUCUCAAGGAACUGAGGUAUAUUUCGACAUUUUAGGUUUGAUUUUUGUGUCUUAUUCAAAAGAUUUUGCAAAAUUUUUUAAUAAUGCUGUAGUCAUUCUAAGCAUCGUUCUUCCUUAUUUAUUUUUGUCGAAAGCGACAAGAGGUAUAAAUAAGAAACAUUUGAGGUAUGAAAUAAUUUUUGGUUUUUUGAUAAAUACUAUUUGUCUUGUAAGUUCAAAUGUUGUCGGAUAUUCUAUAGCAUAUGAUUUAGACAUUAAUGGUCAUUCUAUGGCUUGGUACUCAAAUACAUCUUUAGCUAUUGCUACUUAUUGUGUUGUUAGCGUGUUAGUACAAUGUGUAGUUCAUGUCAUAUUUAACAACGAUAAAAGUACCCCAUUAAGCUUAGGUUUAAAAACUCAAGCUAGACUUUGUGGAAGCAACUUAUUUUGGGGUCUUUUAACAGCCGCUAUAACCCUAGCUGACUACCGCAUUGGUUACGUGUUUAUGGUUCCGUUGUUAAUAACGCUAAUAACCAAUAUUAUAACUGGUUUAUUAGAUCUUCAUAAUACGAUUAUGAAAUGGCUUUAUGUUCAUAUCAUUGGACAAGUGUUCGUAGUUUUGUGGACAACGCAUUUUUAUACCGCUGUAAUGGAAGUUUUCAUUCCAAUAGCUGGAAGAUCUGGCGGCCUAAAAAAUCCCGAUAUUUUGAUUGGGAUUAUAUGUUGUUCACUCACAUUUUUUAUAAUGAGUUGUAUUACUCCGUUAGUGAUAUUAUUAAGACGAUAUUCAAAUUUGUUUAUAACGUUAUUAGUUAUUUAUAUUGUUACUCGUUGUUAUAUACUAGGCGUCACACACUAUGGGUUUCCGUAUCGUGAUGAUUCUAAUGGAGCACCUGCUGUGCAGCGUCAUUUUAUAGCACAUACCGUUCGCACGCUUUAUGACAGUGAGGGAAAUGUCCGUUAUACGGAUUCUGGAUUUUGGUUUAGGGAAGCUGAUAGAAAUGCUAAAAAAACAAUUGAAUCUUUAGCAAUGCCAGAAACGCCAAUACCGCAAGAUCAAAAUAUUCUUUGUGAGAAUGAAGUAUUUUGCGGUUUACCAUUUUAUUCGUCAAGACAACUCCAUACUGGAGGCUACUGGGUACCAGGACCAGCACCAUUAGUACGUGAACUUUGUCAGUUCAAAUUGACAAACCGUUCAAGUUUAACUCCUAAGAUACAUCGUUUGAAUUUUUCCUUAAGUGGAAGUUAUGUGAUAUCCUUACAAAUCCGACCAAAAGAAAGCGUUAAAUUAAAAAGUUGGAGUUUUUUGAACUCGGUUCCAAACCCCAACAUAUAUAAUAAGCAAAAAGCAUAUUUUGUAAUGAUAACCCAUGGCCUGGAGGCUAAUGGAAUGAAUAUAACAAUUGAUUUUGAAACCAACAAUGAAAAAUACACCAAGCCGUUAGUAGAUAUUUCUGUGGUUACCUGGCAUUGGGAAUAUUAUAAAGAACAUACACCAACUUUUGCAAAUAUUUUAGCUAAAGUACCAAAAUGGGCAUUUGCGGUUCCAUCUGUGGCAUCUUUAACUGCUUUCACAUUCUAGAGCGGAAAAAAAUAUGUUCAUUCUAGAGUUUUUUAUUAUAAUCAGAAAAUGAAUUUUUUGAGUAUCGGUCGUUGAAGAGGAGACAUAUUGUUGAUAGAUAAAUGCAUAAUUGAUUUAGUCAACAUUACUAUAAAACAAUAAAUUUUAAUAUUUGAAAUAAUUUCAACUCCUCUCCCUUUUUAUAUUGACUACAUGCAAUACGUGUAAAAGGUAAUAAAGAUGUAUUAAUAUUUAACCCGCUUACAAUCACAACAAAUUUUUAAUGCAAAAUCUUCUUAAAGUUUAAUUUCAUAAAAUAUUGACAAAUUGUAAUAGUGGUGAAUAAAAACAUUUACAUUCAUUUUCAGUUAUUGUUAAAAUUAAAUAAAAAGUAAUUGUGAUGCCAGAUAUAUCUAUCUAUUAACAGAUAAUAUAUUAUAGGUAAUGCCAGAUAUAUCUAUAUAUUUAUAGAUAGAUACAUCUAUAAAUACCUACAGAUAUAUCUAUAUAUUUAUAGAUAGAUAUAUAAGGCAUUAGGUAAUCGUUUAAAUAUUCUAAGAUCGUAAGAGAUGUAUGUCAGAUUUUGGAGAGGACUUAAA